This is a messenger RNA of Cydia strobilella, 10814 nucleotides long. RefSeq names its product carnosine N-methyltransferase. Gene Ontology annotation, cellular component: cytosol; nucleus. Gene Ontology annotation, molecular function: carnosine N-methyltransferase activity. Lineage: Eukaryota; Metazoa; Arthropoda; Insecta; Lepidoptera; Tortricidae. The record is from RefSeq and is a predicted model, not a curated record. The transcript has 9 exons. Gene Ontology annotation, biological process: carnosine metabolic process. Bases 170 to 1321 code for a protein of 383 amino acids.
AUGAUCGGGCGGGGCGUAGCGCUGGCGGCAGGCGGGACGAGGUAACGGCCGAAGGAAGGAAGAACACCAAGAAUUUUUAUUAUAUUUCUAACUAAUUACGUUGAUUGAUAUCACCUCUAGCUGAACCAACGCCUUAUUUUAAUACAAGCGCCCUAUAAAAGCUAGAAAAAUGUCUUCAAACACCGCAGCAGACGAAAUAGACGAGGCGAAGGAGCGAGCCCACUUUCGCGCCGUUGUGACCGCUUUUAAAUAUUAUAAACUAUGCAGUCUCGAUAGAAUACAGAAGUCGGAGAAGAUGAUCGCUAAACUGCCGUCCACUCACCAGCGGCGGCUCGAGAAAUACAAGUCCUACCUCUCCAAGUUUAAGAAGUGUCUGGACGUAAACAACAGUGUAGUGCAUCUAAUUAUCAAGGACGUGGACACAAUGUUCGAGAACGUGGACCACACGACGACGGAAAAUGGAAGCAACGGCACAGAGAGUUUCGGUUGUAACUACAACAACUGCGAGAUCAGCUCGCACAACCAGCAUAAGAUGCAGCACGACGUUGAUAAGGUAGUGUCAGUGCUGAAGAACAUAGUUCGCGAUUGGAGCGCGCUCGGCGCCGCGGAGCGCGACCAGUGCUACAAGCCGAUAUUAGAGGAAAUGGAGGAGAGGUUCCCACUGGACGAAUAUAGUGAACGCAGCCGCAUCAAAGUCCUAGUCCCCGGCGCCGGGCUCGGGCGCCUCGCGUGGGAGAUCGCAGCUCGCGGCUACAGCUGCCAGGGGAACGAGUUCUCACUUUUCAUGCUUUUUGCGAGCAACUUCAUACUCAACCGGUGCCCGGAGGCGAACAAGUACACAGUCCACCCGUGGCUUCACCAAUACGUGAAUAAUGUGACCUGCGAGCAUCAGCUGCAAGGUGUAACCUUCCCUGACGUGAGGCCUGGUGGUGACCGACCGAAUCACCACUUUUCAAUGACUGCUGGAGAUUUCCUAAAGGUGUACACGGAAGCAGAGCAAUGGAACUGCGUGGCAUCUUGCUUCUUCAUAGACUGCGCGCCCAACGUGAUAGAGUUUAUAGAGAGGAUAUACGCCAUUCUAGAGCCCGGUGGUUACUGGAUCAACCUCGGACCACUACUCUAUCACUACAGUGACAUGCCAUCGGAAAGCAGUAUCGAGCCGCCAUAUGACAUUCUGCUAGAGAUUAUUAGAGACAUCGGUUUCGAUAUUUUGAAAGAGCAAACGGGCGUAAAGACGAAAUACGCCCAAAACCCCAACUCCAUGAUGCAACACGAAUACGACUCAGUGUUCUUCGUGUGUAGGAAGCCUUACUGUAUGUAAACACAUACAAAACUACAUGGAGUAUACGGGAAAUUUCAGAAAAAAACUACAGAACCAAUUUGAAUCCUAGGCUACUAUAGAACCUUGUCCCUUUAAUAUGACAUACAUCACUCAAUAAAGACUGUCGUAGAAGAUAAAGAAACUGAUUGUGAUUCAUUAUGACAUGGUUCUAUUUCUAUACUGGCCUAGAUCAAAUUGGUUGACAUUACCUACCAAUACUUUUAUUCAAUAUACUAAUAAGUUUUUGGUUAUUUCAACCGAGAAUCGCGAGGAUUAUUCAUUAAACAUUAAAUUUAAAAUUUGAAAAACCAACACAAAGGAAACUUCCGUGAGACACAGACAUAUUAAAUAUAUUAAUAACGGGUCACUCACGUAUUUUAAGUCGAAAAACGCUCGACAUGUUUCACUCCGUACCGAUAAGUGUCAUCAGGAGCUUGCGUUGACGGUGACGGCGGGGGGGAGUGAAACAUGUCGAGCGUUUUUCGACUUAAAAUACGUGAGUGACCCGUUAUUAAUAUAUUCAACACACAAACGGAUGAACGGAUUUUAGUAUAAUGUGUCUAAGAACCUGUUUUCAUAUUAAAAAAAACUGCAUCCAAAUCGGUUUCCUCGUUUAAGAGCUACAGUGCCACAAACAGACACACAUGGCGAUCAGACAUUUGUUUUCCUUAAAAAAUGUAGAAGUCAGUUAUGUGAAGGUCAAUACAACAUGUAGGUAUGUGAAAAUACGUCAUAACAUAAUACUUACAAAAAUUUUGGGACAUUUUUUUCUUUUUUUCUCGUGAUUCUAAGCAGAAAUAAUGCAAAAUGUGUGUAAUUUUUAAUACCCAUACAUAUACUACACCACAGAUUUAAUAUAUACGCUAGAUGACGCAAAUAUCACGAUUUGUAUUAAAACCAAGCGUGCGCUUUUUUAUACAAAAUUUACGCAUAAUAUAAUUUUAAAAUUACCUGUGAUAGGAAAUAUGUUCUUGCCUUUGGGUGCUCGCAAUUUUUGGGCUGUUGCAGUAAAUUAUCAUGCAACGAGGCAUUUUUUAAGUUUUCACGGACGUCCCGCGGCAACAACUGACGCGCGUGGACUGUAAAGAGCGACGGUCAACCCCGAGGAUUUCUCGGGGUUCGGACGCGAAGUAGAUGCAUUUGCGUCAUCUAUGGUAUAUUUAUAUCUGUGCACUGAACUGCUCUCGUACUAAUUUAGUAUCAGAGCCGACCGCAUAUUUCAGAUGCGUCAACUUCUUGCAUGCAAAAUCAAAAAUAUAAACGAAAAUUAAGUGUUAAAAUUAAGGAGAUAAUUUUAUAUUGGAUGGAAUGUACAAGCAACUAAGCUAGCGUGGUAUAUAUAGUGUGGAAAAAAAUUGUGGUCCCUGGAGGGAAAGUGCCUUAAAACCUUAAGUUAGCUCAUUUUACUUUAAGGACACAUUUUUAUAUUUUUAAAAAGAAUCAAAACUGCAUUCAAAGAUUUUUUUCAAUUCGCUUUGUGGCCCGGGAAUCGAACCAACAAAGAAUUCAAAAAAAAUAAACUGUCGCUAUUUUUAUUCUACUAUUCGAUACAGUUAACGUUAAUGAUAACAUUUCUCCAAGAAACAUUAGGCCUUACACUCGUCUGUCGUACAAAAUAUCCAUACAAUCGAAUAUUUAGUACUCAAGAAUAUUUUAGACAAGCGAAAUAGAAAAAAAAAUCUUUGAAUGCAGUUUUGUUUCUUUUUAAAAAUAAAAGAAUGUUUUCUUUAAGUUAAAUGAGCUAACUUGAGGUUUUAAGGCACUUUCCCUCCAGCGGGCUCAACACGGUCGCAUUUUUAUCGCCUGUCACCAUGCCUGUCACGUUCUAACAAGUAUGUAAGUGCGAAAGUGACAGGUAUAGUGACAGGUGAUAAAAAUGUAACCACGCUGACACCGCUGGGCCCAUUUGUUUUUUCAAUCCUGUAUCUGCAAUAUGAUAGUCGUCCUUUUUAACCGACUUCAAUUUCAUAGAAGGAGGAGGUUCUGUAUUCGGUUGUGGCUAUUUUUUUUUAUGUAUGUUCACCGAUUAUUCCGAGACCCGUGGUCCGAUUUGAGUAAUUCUUUUUUUUAUUAUCAGUGUAAAUUUCAUUCGAAAGAGUGACGUUUGCGUCAAGUGUCAUUUUGUAUGGGAUUUCGAGUUUCCGAAACCUCCCGCUUGGCGCGCUGUUCAAAAUCCUAUACAAAAUUAGACAUAACGCAAACGCGAACGCUCGUCACGCUAUCAAAUGAAAUUGACAGUAGGACACAGGGCGGACACGCUAUACAUCAAUAAUCACUCCCGUUUCUAUGUGUGAACGGCACGUCUGUACACGCGGCAUGCGUCAUAGUGUGAGUAAGUUGCUUAAAAACAGUACUGAGCGGCCGGCAAACGGCCGUCAAUCUGCUGUCGCGGGGCGAGGUCACUCGAGUCGGGGCGGGGCGGUGCGUGGCCGUUCUGUAUGAUAAUACUAUUACUUAUUCUGUGACUAGGGGUUCUGUUGUGGCCGUCAAGUAUGUGUAAAACGGCCCACGGACUAUCAGUCCGCCGGACGAUAUCGGCCUGUCAGUUAGAACAAAAAUUCAGCUCCGAACAACUGACAGGCCGAUAUCGUCCGGCGGACUGAUAGUCAGUGGGCCCCUUUAGAGUUAAAGUGACACUUACACGCCAGAUAAUAACAGCGCAACCAUCAUAAGCCUAAAAGUUGGUUUUCACAGUGUCAAAAUGAUACUUGUUUAUUUUUUUAAUUGUUAUAUUAGUUUAUUUAGUGAAAAUGCCAAUUUUUUGUCAAAAUAAGUUCAAGUUUAGUUUAAGAGAUAUUAUAAACUCCUUCGGGUGUUAUGGUGGCAAACAAGCCUACUUUGCCCUGUUUCCAUGGAAAUACAAUAACUACAAUAAGUGCGUCAUAUUCUACUUCUUUCAGCGUAGAAGGAAGUUUAGCCCCCGAAUGAGUUUAUAAAAUUUCGUAUCAUGUAUUAUAUUUUAAGUCCCCGGCAAGCUCGGCCGAAUUGCACCUUCCGAUACAAACGUAGUUCCGCUCUCAUUUUAAGACUACGUGAUGGAUUGAAAUGAAACUUUGCACGUACAAUGACAUGAGUUAUAUCUAGGUCUGUAAUUAGUUUAUAGCUCCAGUUUAUAAAACAAAUGAAAUAGUGCAAAAACAAGUUUUGUAUGAAAAACUUAAUCGAAGUAUUUUUUAGCUAUGGUAUAUCUGAACCUCUCUCUCUCUCUCUCUCCUUAGCAUUAAUGUUCCCAUCUGAUUGGGGGGUCUGCUUUCCUGGUAUCUGAAGCUACAUAAACUAAUUACAGACAUAAAUAUACCUUAUCCUAUUGUAAGUACCUUACCAUCCUUACCUUCUGAGGUGUUUUCCUUGCGCUAUGACAUGGGGUUCUUCAAGAAGCAGGUAUUUAGGGUUCUCAAAGGUGGGCAACGCAUAAGUGGCUCCUCCGGUGUUGCUUAUGUCCAUGGGCGGCGAUGACUGCUUCCCAUCAGACGGCUCGUCUGCUCGUUUGCUUCCUAUUACAUAAAAAAAAGUACAAAGUUUCAGAACAAUCUAGCUAGUCGUUUUAAAAUGAGAACGGAACUACGUUUGUAUGGAGAACCGAGCUUGCCGGGGACCCUUAACUAUAAAACUCCCGUGAGACUCAAACAUAUAAAAAUUAUUUUAAAGCGGGUCACUCACGUAUUAUUAAGUCGAAUAGCUCGACAUGUUUCGAUCCGAUUUACUUCGACUUAAUAAUCCGUGAGUGACCCGUUUUAAAACAAUUGUAAUAUGUAUUAGGUAUAUUAGUUAUUUAGUCAAUUAUUUUAAUGCAUGUUUUUAUUUAAGUUUUUGUUUGACAUUGUGGCGAAAAUUGGUACAACUGUACUACUUUGCCAAAUUCGUAGUGACCAAAUAUAUUGAAACAACUUUGUUACCAUAAGAAUAAGGAUGUGUUGAGAUAUAUUUGGCCACUUUGGCUGUCAUUAACUAUCAAAGCCCGUUAUCAAUGUUGCAAUACAUCGAAAAUUAGGGUUGGUAGAAUUAUCUACCGCAGGGAACCCUUACUUCGCGCAAUAAAAUAUUUUUUACCAAAACAGAUAUCAAUUGAAUAUACAAUAAUAUAGCUACGCAAAAAUAGUUUUCAAAUUCUAAAAUACCCUAACUCCGCCACUCGUCCCCAAUUAGGACUAAUCUUUUUUGAAUUACUAAACGCCCAACAUACUUGUUAUAGUGGCAAUAUGAAUAUAUGAUUUGAUGUUAUUCCAGGCGAAGUUACGCAAUAAAGGCGAAUUUAGGGUACGUAUUUUUGCGGACCCUUACUUUCAAUGAACUGCAACAUUAAUAACGGGUUUUGCUACCUAUUUAAUGUGGUCUGUAUAUUUUAAUAACAAAACUUCCGUGAGGCACAAACAUAUCAAAUAUGUAUAUUAAAAACGGGUCACUCACGUAUUUUAAGUCGAAGAACGCUCGACAUGUUUCACUUCGUACCGAGGAGUGUCGUCAGGAAAGUUCUUCGACUUAAAAUUCGUGAGUGACCCGUUUUUAAUAUAUUUAAUUUGUAUAUCCCGCCAAUUUUUGGUUCGGAUUUGAGUGCAUUGGGGUAAAUUCGGAUACGAACUAAUUACUGAAAUUUGUUUAAAAGGCAGUUGUUUCAAUUUUUCGCUUCGCAAAAGUCGUAUUAAUAUCAAGACUUGUAGGUAGGUUAUAAAUAAAUAUCCAAAGUCAGGGCACAAACCUAGGCUACCUAUUUCAAUGACAAUAAAACAUUUGUCAUGACAAUUUGACUGUCACUUCAAGAUGGCAUGACAAAUACAAAUUCAGUCCAGAUGAACUUACAUUUAAACUGUAUGUUUAAAGUUUAAGACGAAGACAGCUAAUCUAGAUAGCGCUACAUAAUAUACAUAUUUCGUGUCUCAAAAUGUCUUAUACGGGAUAUCCAGUUUGAAUGAAAAUACUUUGCGUCGUUAUGCGACCGAAACGUCAUCUUGACUCCUAACGGUGACAUCUUGUUCCCGGUGGAAACAGUCCUAUUUUCUCAUAAUAAUGCUGAGCACAGUUAUCGUACAGUUGCCAUCAGAUAUAUCGGAGCGGCCAAGGCGCUCACAAAUAUCUGAACUCGCCUCUAUUGUCAAGGCGUUAGAGUGCAUAUUAAAAUGUAAUAACAAAACUUCUGUGAGACACAGACAUAUUAAAUAUAUUAAUAACGAGUCACUCACGUAUUUUCCGGUCCGUCACCGUCAACGCAAGCUCCUGAUGACACUCCUCAGUACGGAGUGAAACAUGUCAAGCGUUUUUCGACUUAAAAUACAUGAGUGACCCGUUAUUAAUAUAUUUAACACAUAUUAAACUUAUUUUAAACCGGGUCACUCACGGUAUUAUUAAGUAUGUCGAACUAUUCGACUUAAUAAUACGUGAGUGACCCGGUUUAAAAUAAUUUAAUAUGUUUGAGUCUUACGUGAGUUUUAUAGUUAAAAGCACUAGACUCACUAGAGUGCAUUUUUGAGCACCUCGGCCGUUCCGAUGGCGACUUUAUCAUAUAUUUUCUCAUAUAUACUUAUUUAUUCCUGACAAUUUAACUAUUUUAAGUUUUGUGACUAUAGGUUGUUAUUUUAUUUUUCAAAAACUUGUGUUACUAACGAAUGCGUAGAAAAAUCAGUAGAAGUAGUGCAUAAUAUUGUAUUCGCAAAGUUGAAAGCUGAAGCAGGUGGCGCUGUCUGGUUGGUAAACUAUGCGAUAAACAGGUCGUUGUUUAACAAUCUAGCUACCACAUAAUUUAUAUCGUACAGCGCCAUCUACUUUAGCAGUCGAAUUAGCAAAUAUCGUAUACUACGCGUUUCGAUAGUCUGACUAUGACGAGUAGUAAAAGAAAUGACGUAAAUUUAUUCGUCACUGUGACUAAGUCAAAUGGUAGAAAAUAUGGGUCAUUUUCUAUGAAAAGGGACCUUAUUGUCGAAGGCGCUUACGCCGCACAGCGACGCGCGGCAUUGUAUUAUAUCGGAGCAUCGUUUAUAAUGGCGUAAGCGCCAUCGACAAUAAGGAUCCUUUUUAUAGAAAAUACCACAUAUAUAUUUUAGUUGAUUUCAAAACUAUAUUGAUGUAUUGCAUCACAAUUCACUAUGGUUAGCAAUUGAAAAGUAUUACUUCAAAACAAUGUCUAAAUCCAGCAUAGAUAGAGUUAGACCAAGCUAAGUUAGCAGCGAUUUUGAUAGCGCAGACUGCGCAAGUGUUAUUUAAACGUCAGAAUUUCAUAUAAGUUUGACGUUUAAAAUAACACUUGCAUAGUUGUAGCUAUCAAAAUCGCUGCUAACUUAGCUUGAUCUAACUCCAUUUCAAUAUUUGCAGUUUUUUUAAUUAUGUAUUCGAAAUUUAUACCUUUUUUUUAGUUAUUUAAUGAGUUACUCGUUAUAAAUAUAUUUAAGUCCCAUGGUAGCUAUUUAGUUAAAUACUAGCGACUAGCGACCAGCCCCGGCUUCGCAUGGGUUACACAAAACCUUAACAAAUAACACCUAAACCUUCCUCAAAAAUCGCUCUAUUGAUAGGUGAAAGCAUGAAAAUCCGUUCAGUAGUUUUUGAGUUUACCGCGAACAUACAUACACACAGACAGACGCGACGAGGGACUUGUUUUAUAAGGUGUAGUGAUUAGGAGAGAAUUAGACAUUGCAAAUAUUAUGCAUUCUGAGUUUGGGCAUUUUCUAGAUAAAUAAUAUCACACUUUUUAACAUCUUACCAUUGCGAUAGAAUAUGGUUUAUUUUAAAACAUGCGUACAUUUUCAUAACUGUCGAAUUUACAGAAAAUGGGGUUGGCCGGUCGAAAUAAUUAGCAGAUGGCGCCAGCAUAGCUUGCCCGGUCAAUCCCUAGAUUUGUGUCAAAUUUUUGUUUUUUUAAUACCCUGGAUGCCAGCCAUUUAAGCCAAAUCUCAUAGAAAAAGGGGCACGCUAUGAUGGCGCCAUCUCUGCAAACCUUUGACAGUUGCCAACCCCAUUGCGACAAAACAUGUAAACUUCAGACGUCGUUUUUGAAGUAAAACUUCUUUAGGCGCAACUAGAGGGUAACUCAAUUUUUUUUUCUGACGGAAGUAACACUCAGUAGUGACACACGCACAAUAAUACACAUGUCAAAGUGCCAACAUAGCGAUAAACGUCAUCGUCCAAGAAGUUUUACUUCAAUCGCGCGUAGAUUACACGCACACACUUAUUUCUUGUAUUUUUUUUAUUUAAAUAACAUAACAGAGUAAAAUUAUAGUAAAGGUACGCCGCCGAGAACUGAAUAUAUUCUGCGUUCGGCGAUUGCCUUUAAAGCCUGACCAGGAAUAUAUGAUAACGCGCCAUGUUGCGGAAUUUCAUUGGAACUAAUUUUUUCAUACUAUACUGAACUGUCACCCUAUACAUGAGAAUAACAGCGCCCUCUUACAAAAUACAAAAAAUACAAAUACAAAUGAAUUACCUCUUGACAAUGAUCAUAUAUUUCUGGCAAAGAUAGAAAUAACUCCGUAAUAGAUGGAUACAGAUAAAACAGCUAAGGAAAAAACGUGCCUCGAAAAUCACGAAAAUUUGAUUCUCGAUCAGAGGGCGCUACUAGCUUUGGCCUACUGUCGUAUUGAUGGCGUUGACGGUUUCGUUUGUUAUUUAACAAUUUUAACGCAUAUCAGUGAAAGAACAUGGGUCAAAAUCAUAUAAAAAUAAAAAUGCAAAUAAAAAAAAUCAUUUAUCCAUAGUUAAAUACAUUUUAACGUAUUUUUAUAAAUCUUCAUUUUUAGUUUUAAAGUAUGUCGAUAGAUGGCAGUGAAUUUACAGUGGUUACUAAAUUUACUAUGACAGUACCGCUCUAUCUUAUUAUAUCCUCUUUGCUAUACUGAACUGUCACCCUAUACAUGAGAAUAUCAGCGCCCUCUUACAAAAUACAAAUGAAUUCCCUCUUGACAAUGAUCAUAUAUUUCUGGUCAGGCUUUACAUUCAAAGAAAAUUGUGCUGUGAACAUAAUUAUUUCACUAGAUGUCGCUAUACUCUAUUAAAAAUAAGUAUAAAUUACAACUAUUAUAUCAACUCUUUAAAAACAGCAAAGAUGCAUUGAUUGUAUAAGAUGGGUAAAGUCUAAGAUAUAUCUGCUCUGUAGCUGAUGUAGAUGACGCUGUACGGCUCCGUACAUUAUGCGGUAACUGUGCUAUUUUAUUUAAAGUUGAGCACUACACUUUUUAUUUUAGAUUUAGUUAUUUGGGCCAUUUUCAACCAAAAAGGUACUUACUGUCGGUUGUCAAUUAGGCGCUAUUUCCAUGUAUAGGUUUAAUUGUAAAUCGACAACCGACAAUGUGAUACCUUUUGGUUGAAAGCGUCACAUUUAUGUUAUUUCUACUCAGAAUCACAAGACCUUUCGAUCCUAAAAUAAAUAAAAAAUUGUCCUAAGAUUUUUAUUUCCAUUCCAUUACAAUUUUUCAUAAACUGUAGGACGGUAACGGAAUGAAAGGCACGAAAAAAGUAUGGAAAUUUUGGGACACUUUUUUGUCCUAUUGGAUUAUUUAUUAUAUUAAAUAUUAAUAAUAAUGGCCUAAUUUUGGUUGUCAAAAGUUGACGUUUGACAAUCCGUUGACUAUGUACAGUCGCCAUCAGAUAUAUCGGAGCGGCCGAGGUGCUCACAUAUAUCUGAACACGCACUCUAACGCCUUGACAAUAGAGGCGUGUUCAGAUAUUUGUGAGCGCCUUGGCCGCUCCGAUAUAUCUGAUGGCGACUGUACGAAACAUAUGGGGCAUGUUUUUAUAGACUUUACAUCUCUUCUACAAUGAAUAACUCUUUGGUAAAUAGUUUGUGAUCCAAAUGGCCUGUAUCUAAAGUAUUAUAAUAGUUAGUUGUUAUGUUGAUUCAUUGUUUUGGAUGCAUUGAGAGGCAAACUUAUCUGAAAUUUUGUUUUAUCAAAAAAAAAAAAAUUAUUGGCUUCGAUUUCAGCAAAAUGUGCAAUAUUAAAAUAUCCUUUAUAUAGUGUUUAAAUCUUGUCGGUUUGUGUUAUUAGCUAAAUUAUCAGUCUAAAGCCGUCCAAACGCCGUUUUUCAUUAAGGUGCAUUGGGACAAGUUCGGGUAAUUUUAAAUAUAGCAAAUAUUUACUACACUGGACUGUUGCCUGGGGUAUUUUCGAACCGAUAAGACCUUCAAACCAUCAAGAAAAGAUCGUACUCCCUCUUAAAGCCGGCAUUGCACUUACAACCCCGUGUUGCGGGUGUCCAUGGGCGAUGGUAAUCGCUUAUCAUCAGGCGAUUCACCUGCUAGUUUGCCACCUAUAUAAUAAAUAAAAAGCUAAAAUAAUUGAUUUUGUUAAAAAACUUGCCGUUUUCAUGGAAUGCUCCUUUUAAAGAUAUUUGCCAUUUUCAAAAGUACCCUGCUAAACUUACCCCAACGCACCUUUUACUUGACAAUAGGCGAUACAAAAUAAUUAUGAUGUAUUAAUUAAGUUUGCCCCUCUUUUUAGAUAAUAUCUCAAAGUAAAGACUUGCUAGUUGUUAUAAGUACACUGUAAAGAGAUUAAAUAUAUCAGUUUAUUGGAUA